UGCCUGGUUCCCCCGCGGCUCUACCUGCAGCUCUGUAUUUCAAGAACGUGGCGGUGGCGAAGUGGAGAGGCGCGGGCAGCAAGGGGCGGGUGCAGCUGCCGGGGGGAAAGGAGGAGCAGGAGGCAGUGCGGGUGCAACUGGUGGAGGUGCUACUGCGAUGUGGGCAGGGGAAGAUUCUCAAUGUGCUGAUUGAAGCGUUCUCUGCCGUCGUGCGCACCGAGUUGGCUUCCCCCUCCGGCUGGCCCCAGCUGCUCCCGGGCCUCAAAGCCGCUCUGCUCUCCAGCGAUCUCAUCCAGGCCGUCGGUUCCGCCUCAGCCGCUGCUCCUGGGCCGUCGGAUCCUGCCUCUGCAGCAGCAGCGACGUUCUCUACAGUCACUGUGCUUACAGUCCUCCGCGCUGUCACCAAACCAUACCGGUAUUUCCUAGACCCUACUAACGACAAGGAGCCGGUGCCGCCAGUGCUGGAAGCGAUUGCAUCGGACCUGCUGCUGCCACUCAUGCCCCUCAUGCACCACCUUAUCGCGGCUCAGGCGCAGCAGUCAAGCCCCCAAGCACAUGAUGAAGCCCUUCUGCUCAUUCUCAAAACGCUCCACCUCUCGGUUCAGAGCCACAUGCCAUCGGCCAUCCGCAAGCACAUCGACAGCAUCGUUCCGGAGCUGCUGCUGCUGCUCUCACACUGCCCACCCACCCUCGCCGCAGCAGCAGCGGCUGCAGGGCAGGAGGAGGGGGAAGUGAUGGAUGGGGGAGGAGGGGAAGAGGGAGGGGCGGCAGGAGCAGUGUGGGAGGUGCGGCUGAAAGGGUGCAAGCGAGCGCUGCAGAUCUGUCAUUCACUGGCCAGCCGGCACCAGAAGCUGACCAACAAGCACUUUCCUGCCAUGGUGGAUGGCAUCACGGCCAUCGUCUGCAACUCUCUGUGGACCAGUCAGCUCCCGUCAGCGGCCCGUCGCGUCAUUGCAGUGGCGUUUACAGCCAUAGCUCAAGUUCUCGACUCUGCGCCGGGCUGGAAGGUGGUGGCUCCUCAAUUCGCGCAUCUCCUAGAGGCUGCCAUCUUCCCCGCACUCUGCCUGCACCCCCACGAUUUGGAGCUGUGGGAUGAGGACGAGGAGGAGUACGUACGACGGAAUCUCCCCACGGAUUUAGAUGACAUCGAUGAGAUUGAAAGCUAUGACCCGCGGCAGUGCGCUGCUCACCUGCUCGCGCUGAUUGCCACCUCCAAGGGAAGCCCAGCCAAGGGCAAGCCGGGCGCAGCAGGAGCAGCAGCAGCAGCAGCUGGCAAGUCCACGUCACCAGCAGCGGGCAGAAGGAGACAACGAAGGCCGGCCGCUACCAAGGACACUGACGCAGCAGCAGCUACAGUGGUGCUUCCGUUCCUCUCCAGGUUCCCUCUCCCAGCUGAUUCUCCCGUCCCAAUGGAAGGCAUGUUUGUGGCGGGGGCAGGGGGAGGCCAGGCUCCUGCUAACACUGCCAGUGCUGCUGUUGUCCACUACUUUGGCGUUCUGCAGGCCUAUGCAGCCAUGAAAGAGUACUUCGAGCGCCAGCCAGCCCACCUGGAGCAGCUACUGCCAGCUCACGUGCUGCCCCUCUUCUCGCAGCGCCACGUCAGCGCCGUCCUAUUGGCCUCUGCCACGUGGCUGCUGGGAGAGCUCUCCACCGCCCUGCCCGAGUCCCUGCACAACCCGGUGUACGAGGCGAGCAUGAAGGCCAUGGCAGCAGGGGACGUGGAUGGGCAGUCAUGGGCUGCUGUGCGGACUGCUGCCUCGCACUGCAUCUCCUACCUCAUCCAGAAUGACGUGGAGCCGUCUGAUUGGCUGGCGUUCCUGCAAGCAGUGGUAGUGGCAACAAGGGCGGGGGAGGAGAGGGAGGCGGUGAGGGCGCUAGACCUGCUCGAGUCGGUGGCAGUGGAGGGCGGGGAGGGCGUGCACGCCCACCUGCCUGCCAUCAUUGCUGCUGUCGCCAAUGACACCUGCUCUGCUCUGCCUCCCCCGGAGCAACCCUGGUCGCAGCGUGUGUGGGCGCUCUUCUCUGCGCUCGCCUCUCUGGUCGAGUCAUGGGCUGAUGACGAGCUGCCAGGGGGGGAUGAUGACGAGGAGGAGGAAGGGGAGGAGAGGGGAGGGAAGGAGGCAGCAGGGGCGGAGGAGAGGAGUCGCCGGGCAGUGGAGGUGGCAGCGUCUGUGGCUCGCGUGCUGCGAGUGGCCUGGCUGAAUGAACCUGUGGAUCCAUCCAUACUAAAGCCGCAGCUAUCAAGUCAGGAGGCCGAGGAGGACAAGGAGCCGCCCCCCACGUCGUGGUUUGAUGCCUCUCUGCUGCUCUCCUUCGUCCUCAAAGCCGCCGCCAAUGCCCCGGCUGCGUCCCCCAGCACCACUGCCGCUACAGCCGGUGCUGCUAUAGCCGGUGGUGCUGCUACAGGCGGAGAUGCAGCAGCACUGGUGGUGCAGUGGGGGGUGGUGCCCUUGCUGCACAAGUGGGUGGAUCUGGUGGCGGAGUGGACGGCAUGGGAGGAGGAUGAGGACGAAGCAGUGUUUCAAACCAUUGACUCCUUGCUGCUGCUGCAGGGUCGGACCCCACUACCGGAUUUCAUCUCCAUGGCCCCUCCGCCGCCUCCCCUGCCACCCGUGCCGCCCCGCUCCAUCCUCGAAGGCGUCGCGUGCUUCGUCUCAUCCGCGCUAUCCGACGGCUCUCCUGCUGCCACGUGGCGAGCAUCCAGGCACUCGCACACGCUGCUGAACGCUGCUGCUGUAGCACUCAAUGGAGGGCCUGCUGCUGCUGCUCUGGCUGCGCGGUUUGCCGAGAACACGCUGCUGAACGCUGCUGCUGCCGUGACGCUCAAUGGGGGCUCAGCUGCCGCUGCUGCCCUGGCUGGGCGAUUUGCUGAGAUGUGUCAAAACACGCUGUUGAAUGCUGCUGCGGUGACGCUCAACGGGGGGCCUGCUGCUGCUGCCCUGGCUGCGCGGUUUGCCGAGGUGAGGCAGGAAGAAGGGGGGGAGGGUGGGGGUGAAAGGGGGGCCAUGACAGGUGUAGUGCUUGAGAAGGGAGUAUUGGGAGGUUUGCUGAGCCUCUGCUCCUCGCCCUCUUCUCCCCCAUCUCCCUCGCCCUCGUGCCCCCACUCGUUGCCCUCUUGUCCCUGCCCCACACCCACAUGUCUCUCAACUCACCAUUUUCCCCACCUUUUCCUCCCUCCUACCCCCCCCCCACCCGCCCUUUCCCUCCAUCCCUCCCUCCUGACCCCCCUCCUGCAGGCAUCCCUCACUCGCCUCUCCUCCGCCCCCUCCCUCUCCUCCAUCCGCUACAUCACCAAGCCUCUCCUCCUCGCCCUCUUCUCCUCCCUCCUCGCCUCCCCCUCCUCCGUCUUCCCCCUCCUCCUCUCCCCCGCACCUGCUGGCGACAAGGGGAAGGGGGAGAACGGGGAAGGGGAGGGGGAGAAGGAGGAAGGAGGGUUAAGGUUGGGAGUGGUGGUGCGCGGUGUAGAGAGCCUGCUGGCGCUGCAUGCGGAACCAGGGCUGUGCUCGCCCUCACGUGCCUGGUGCAGCAGCCUUGAGACGUCUCCAAACCCAAACACCCUCUCAUGCUCCCCCCUCCAUCCUCCCCCUCCUCUUUGCCCUCUAACGCCCCCAUUGCUCGUCACAGUGCUCGCGCUCACGUGCCUGGUGCAGCAGUCAGCAGCAGCAGCGGCAGUGACAGGGUCAGAUCUACCACAGCAGUGCUGGCUGCAGCGAUGGCAGAGAUGUGCUCGCCCUGACGUGCCUGCACUGCUGGCAGCCACGAUGGUGCGACUGAAAGAGGUGCAGGAGGAGACGAGCAGCAUGGAGGGGAGCGAGGAGGGGGAGGUGGACAGCGAGGACGAAGAGGAGGAUGAGGAGGAUGAGGAGCGGAGGCACAGGUGCCUGCGUGCUCUCUUCUCCCCUGCUCGCCUCUUCUCCCUCUCCCCGGGUGGUGCUGAUGAGGCAAUAAGCGGAGGCACAGUCGAGUCGACUCAAAAGUCAACGCACAGGUGCCUCUCACCUCACCAUAACGCGUGCGUGCUCUCUUCUCCCCUGCUCGCUCGCCUCUUCUCCCUCUCCCCCCUGGCUCCCCCCAGCCUGUGCUGGACGAGAGUCCUUUAUGACUCGGAGCUGGAGGCGCCGCUGAUGAGACCGCGGAGUCAGGAGGUGCCCCUCACACUGCGCCAUCUCUUCUCUCUUCUCCCUCUCCCCCCUGGCUCCCCCCAGCCUGUGCUGGACGAGACCUGUGCUGGACGAGACCUGUGCUGGACGAGAGUCCUUUAUGACUCGGAGCUGGAGGCGCCGCUGAUGAGACCGCGGAGUCAGGAGGUGCCCCUCACACUGCGCCAUCUCUUCUCUCUUCUCCCUCUCCCCCCUGGCUCCCCCCAGCCUCCCGCGUUGGACGAGAAUCUCGACGACGCUGAGCUGGAGGCGGCGCUGAUGAGGCGAUACGCCGAGGCGGCGAAGAUGAUUGGCUCGCUGGAGGAGGAUAAGGCUGACGUGGAGGAUGAGUACGGCGUUGAGCUGGAGCUAGGCCUCGCAGGGCUACAGGACGAGCAGGCGGGCAUCAGGGCGUGUCUGCAGCAGCACUGGUCGGCGCUGGGUCGCCAGGUCGUGGCACUCAAGCCAUCGCUCUCCGCUGACUUUGCCCAGGCCUUCCCUCCGGCCAAGCCGUUCCUGCUCUGA
Closterium sp. Naga37s-1 is the source of this 4664-nucleotide messenger RNA. Lineage: Eukaryota; Viridiplantae; Streptophyta; Zygnematophyceae; Desmidiales; Closteriaceae. The record is from the annotation of a GenBank genome assembly.